GCCAGCCUUGCAAACAAUCUCUUACAACCUCUAUCACAUGGUUUUGCUUCCAAUGCAACCCUGCAUAGUGGGAACUCCAUGAAGUGGGUAUUGCCUGGCCUUGUGAAUAUAUAUUCAAGUCUCUCACUUUCCCUUCUACACAUCUCAGUAUUACCGUUCAGUAAGCUAUAAUCUAAAGCAUUCUUCAAAAUCUUUUUCAUCAAGUUUAUAGACUAAAAAUAUGAUUAGUGCCAAGAAGCUCCUCAAAUUGGCGAGAAAAUGGCAGAAGCUUGCUGCUUUCAAGCGAAAAAGAAUCACGUUACCUCAAGCCACUGGAAGCAUUAAUACAAACAGUUGUAGCACAUCACAAAUGGCAGAGAAAGGCCAUUUUGCAGUGUACUCUGCAGAUCAAAGACGUUUUCUUCUUCCUUUGGAAUAUCUUAACAACGAAAUUAUCAGAGAGCUGUUUAAAAUGGCGGAGGAAGAGUAUGGAUUGCAAAGCAAUGGACCUCUCACAUUCCCAUGUGAUGCAGAGCUUUUGGAGUAUGCAAUUGCUUUGAUAAAAAAGCAGGUUACUAGAGAUGUGGAGAAUGCUUUCUUGAUGUCCAUAACUAGCAGUUGUAGUUCACUGUCUUUCUGUCUCCAAGAUCAUAUGAAAAGCCAUCAAUUUCCAAUUUGCAGUUUUUGAAGAGUUAUAUUUAGUUCUGUAAACAAGCCACGCUAGUGUACAUUGAUUCAAUUUAUAAGAAUUCCCAAAAGCAUUUUUUAUAGUUAGUUGCAUUCAA
This is a messenger RNA of Jatropha curcas, 764 nucleotides long. RefSeq names its product auxin-responsive protein SAUR68. Gene Ontology annotation, biological process: response to auxin. Lineage: Eukaryota; Viridiplantae; Streptophyta; Magnoliopsida; Malpighiales; Euphorbiaceae. The record is from RefSeq and is a predicted model, not a curated record.